Molecule: messenger RNA, 3957 nt
Organism: Equus caballus (horse)
Lineage: Eukaryota; Metazoa; Chordata; Mammalia; Perissodactyla; Equidae
Gene: TRIM23
Product: tripartite motif containing 23
Biological process (GO): vesicle-mediated transport; intracellular protein transport
Cellular component (GO): cytoplasm; lysosomal membrane; plasma membrane
Molecular function (GO): zinc ion binding; GTP binding; GTPase activity
Source: RefSeq, a predicted model, not a curated record
GGGUAGGUGGCUCAACCCCGCCCCUCGGUGGAACCCCGGGACGGCCGCUUCUGCGGCGCGGCUCCUCCUGGGAUGGCUGCCCUGGUUGUAAACAAGGCUGGAGCGGGACUAGACAGUGGUCGUCAGGGCAGCCGAGGGACGGCCGUGGUGAAGGUGCUGGAGUGUGGAGUUUGUGAAGAUGUCUUUUCUUUGCAAGGAGAUAAAGUUCCUCGCCUUCUGCUUUGUGGCCACACAGUCUGUCAUGACUGUCUCACCCGCCUGCCUCUUCAUGGAAGAGCAAUCCGUUGCCCUUUUGAUCGACAAGUAACAGACCUAGGUGAUUCAGGUGUCUGGGGAUUGAAAAAAAAUUUUGCUUUAUUGGAGCUGUUGGAGCGACUGCAGAAUGGACAUAUUGGUCAGUAUGGAGCUGCAGAAGAAGCCAUCGGGAUAUCUGGAGAGAGCAUCAUUCGUUGUGAUGAAGAUGAAGCUCACGUUGCAUCUGUAUAUUGCACUGUAUGUGCAACUCACCUGUGCUCAGAGUGUUCCCAAGUUACUCAUUCUACAAAGACAUUAGCAAAGCACAGGCGAGUGCCUCUAGCUGAUAAACCUCAUGAGAAAACCAUGUGCUCUCAGCAUCAGGUGCAUGCCAUUGAGUUUGUUUGCUUGGAAGAAGGCUGUCAAACUAGCCCACUUAUGUGCUGUGUCUGCAAAGAAUAUGGAAAGCACCAAGGUCACAAGCAUUCAGUAUUGGAACCAGAAGCUAACCAGAUCCGAGCAUCAAUUUUAGAUAUGGCUCACUGCAUACGGACCUUCACUGAGGAAAUCUCAGAUUAUUCCAGAAAAUUAGUUGGGAUUGUUCAGCACAUUGAAGGAGGAGAACAAAUAGUGGAAGAUGGAAUUGGAAUGGCCCACACAGAGCAUGUACCAGGUACUGCAGAGAAUGCCCGGUCAUGUGUCCGAGCUUAUUUUUCUGAUCUGCAUGAAACUCUGUGUCGCCAAGAAGAAAUGGCCCUAAGUGUUGUGGAUGCUCAUGUUCGAGAAAAACUGAUUUGGCUCAGGCAGCAACAAGAAGAUAUGACUAUUUUGUUGUCCCAGGUUUCAACAGCCUGUCUCCAUUGUGAAAAGACUUUGCAACAGGAUGAUUGUAGAGUUGUCUUGGCAAAACAAGAAAUUACAAGGUUACUGGAAACAUUGCAAAAACAGCAGCAGCAGUUUACAGAGGUUGCAGAUCACAUUCAAUUGGAUGCCAGCAUCCCUGUCACUUUUACAAAGGACAAUAGAGUUCACAUUGGACCAAAAAUGGAAAUUCGAGUUGUUACGUUAGGAUUAGAUGGUGCUGGGAAAACUACUAUUUUGUUUAAGUUAAAACAGGAUGAGUUCAUGCAGCCUAUUCCAACAAUUGGUUUUAAUGUGGAAACUGUAGAAUAUAAAAAUCUUAAGUUCACUAUUUGGGAUGUAGGUGGAAAACACAAAUUAAGACCAUUGUGGAAACAUUAUUACCUCAAUACCCAAGCUGUUGUAUUUGUUGUUGAUAGCAGUCACAGAGACAGAGUUAGCGAAGCACACAGUGAACUUGCAAAGUUGUUAACAGAAAAAGAACUCCGAGAUGCUUUGCUCCUGAUUUUUGCUAACAAACAGGAUGUUGCUGGAGCUCUGUCAGUAGAAGAAAUCACUGAACUUCUCAGUCUCCAUAAGCUGUGCUGUGGUCGUAGCUGGUAUAUUCAGGGCUGUGAUGCUCGAAGUGGUAUGGGACUGUACGAAGGGUUGGACUGGCUCUCACGGCAACUCGUGGCUGCUGGAGUACUGGAUGUUGCUUGAUUUUAAAUGCAGCAAUUGUCUAAAGUUUUGUGGUUAAAAGUUAUUUUGCACAUAUGUUGUAAGAAAUUCUACAUCUCAAAGAUAGUUUAAUUUAGGAUGUGUACAUAGAAGGAGUCUUGGAUUGGUAAUUCAGUACAAUACUGCUUUUAAAAAAAUUAUCCUGUAGCGAAAUUUAAGUAUCUGAGCAGAUUAGAUUGGAUUAAAUAGGGAUUUCUUGAGUAUAAAUUUUUUUAAAUGUACAUUUGCUAUUUAAGUUUUUGAGAUUAUAUGUGAUCCACUUAUUGGGAAACAAGUAGUCACAGAGAAAGGGUACGUGAAGGUUUAUUCUCAGUGAAAAACGAGUAGCCAGCGAAUGCCUAAUGGACGCAGGUGAAGCGCAGCUGCUGCGUUAACUUGCCUUCUCACUGAAUGGUGGCAGUUCUUAGUAGAAAACACGGCAGUGACUUAAGGAAAUAGAAUCCAAACUGCAUCUUUGGGUAAUAGGAUUAGUUUACUUUUAUUUUCAGUAUAACAGAACACCUUUUAUGCUAAGAACUAUAAACUAUAGAAAAUUAAUAUUUUAUACAUUGUUUUAUUAAAACUUUCUCCUCAAGCAUUUUGUAUAAAACCCAGUGAGUCAAAAUGAAAUGUUAACUAGGCCUGAUUGUCAGAUUAGUACUAAACUGAAGAACAAUUAAUAAUGAAACUGUGAAAGUCGGUUAUGUUCUAGUUGAUCUUCACUUACGAAAGACCCAUUUGCAGGGCUGAACCUGGAUGUAUUAUUUGUUAGGUCAGAGCUCUGAGUUGGUCCUUCUGUUUUUCAACAUAUUUAAAGUACUUAGUAGUGUUUCUUUUAAAAAUAAUAUCGCAUCCUUAGUGGGAAUGACCAUAGGUAAAAUGUAGUAAGUUACACAUAGAACCACAGUUGGCUUUUCAGUAAAGAUAGAGAUUUAGGUAGAAAACUACCUUUACCUUAAGAGAAAUCAUUUAAACAGUGAGAAUGCUUAUUACAUCAAUUACUUUAAAAUGAUUUCCCAAAAUAAGUGCAUUUAUCUUGACAAUAAAACGUGAACAAGGCUCUCUGUGACAAGGCCUUGAAAAGUUGAGAGUAAGAAUGUGUCUGAGGAAGAAACGUUCAAAAAGUUUACAUCACGUUUAUUAUGCAGUGUUGUAAAAGUUUAAAGAUUUUGUGCUCUUUACUGUUUUUCAUUUUUUAAGGACACUCUGUUAUGGCAGUACGAUUUAUUGUAUUUAAAUAUAGCUAGAUUGAAUUUUGGUGUUUUUUUUAAUGCUCUUUAUACUUUAGGAUGAAGUUCAAUCCUAAACUUUACUAGUUGAACUUCUAUGAGAACACUGAUGUCUGAUGAUAAGAUGUGACUUUUAGGUGGCACUGUUUUGGUUCAGUCUCUUCAAAUGUACUUUUGUUAAAAACAACAAAAGUUUUAGAAAACAAAGCAUUAAAAAAAAAGCCCAUCAGUGUUAUGGGCAAUGUGUAAAUAAGUAAAUAUAAUAUUUCGUCCUUUAUUUUUCAAGUAAAAGUUCAUGCUGUUACAAGUGUAGUUUGUGGGUAUAAUACUUCUGAAUUAAAUUAUUUAAUAUUUGAUUGCAAUAACUGUGAAAAAUAAAAAGGUGUUACAUUUGCCUGUGAGCCCUUGAGCUGUUUUCUCUACUAGGUAUAGAAAAGAAAAAGUCUAACACUAACAUGUAAACUUAAUUUCUUUGUAAAUUAUCAAGUUUAUUUGACCAACUUUGCUAACCUUUGUAAUUCCCAUUCUCAGCAUAUUACUAAACACAAUUUAAAAAUUGUGCUUAGAUUUGAUUAUAAUGUAUUUAAUAGUAGUGUUUGUGAUUUUUUUUUAAGAAAUAUUUUUCUGAGGCUCUUAUUACUAUUUGUGGUUGUAUUCCUUCACUAAUUAUUAGUCAAGACUGUGCUAGUUCCCUCUGGGAAAUAUCAGUUUUAAGAAUGAGAGAUAUUUUAAAUACACUCUAUUAGGAUUUGCCCCUUAGCUCUGAAUUUCUGUAUUAAGCCUAAAUAUUAUUGUAUGGUUUAUGUAAAGCAGGUUUUUCAAGUGUAUAGCCCUGGUCUGUAAUUCCGGAAUGCUUUACAAUCACCAGAAGCCAUUAUUUGCAUUACAUAUAUGAUCACUAUAGACAGCAAUAAAAUGUUAAAAUCAUGUUAAA